AUGUCCGGAUGUAUCAGAAUCAGUUUGGUCCUGCUGGUUGGAGUCGCUCGUUUCGUCCUGGCGGUGUCCACGGUGGAGCGCAAUCAGGGAUUCAAUUUUCCCCAGGACGGAGCCAACCCAACCAAUGACCUCACGCGACAAGCCACAAACGUGAGCAGUGGUAUCACGAGCGGAGUUCUCACGGGAGUCGUACCAUUGCAAACAGGCGUUCUACCAAAUAUUGUUAACCCAGGCAUAACUGGCCAGACGUGCAUUUGCGUGCCUACGGGACGCUGUAAUGCAACGAGCACGGGUGGAACUACGGACGGUGCCGGCCAGCUGGACGUGAGAAUCGUAUCGAACCCAAGUGCUAAUACUGGCGUCACGCUUGGUAGCACGGCAACGACGACGACUUCCGGUGCACCCGCGUCGAUCAUUGCGGUCAACAUCGUGUCCCCUGCGACCUGUGUGGCCGGGCUGGAGCGCUGCUGCAUGGCCGGAAGCUAUCAGUGCGGUCUACAGUACCCUCCGGUGGCAAACGCUCCCGUGGUCACAGCCAACCAAGCCAGCUACGGAAAGUACCCGUGGCAAGCGGUGCUACUAGGACCUGGUGACGUAUACGUCGGAUCGGGAGUACUGAUCGAUAGCAUAAACGUCCUUACAGCGGCACACAAGAUCUCCGAGUACACUACGGGCAGCCGGACGCUGAAGGUGCGCCUUGGUGAAUGGGACGCAGCGUCAACGUCCGAACCGUUACCCGUCCAGGAGUACACGGUGACACGGUACUACGUUCAUCCGAGCUUCAAUUCGGCCAACCUGCGCAACGACAUCGCCAUUCUGCGGCUGUCCGGAACGGUCAAUCUCGGUACGACUCCGACGAUCGCAACCGCCUGUCUGCCUGUGACCUCCUUCACCGGCAGCCGCUGCUGGGUGUCUGGUUGGGGAAAGAACGACUUCGUCAGUGGUGCCUUCCAGUCGAUCCCGAAGGAGGUGGAUGUACCGGUGGUGUCCUCGGACAGUUGCCAAUCCGCACUGCGAACUACGCGCCUUGGCGGGAGCUUUGUGCUCGACACCACGAGCUUUAUGUGCGCCGGAGGAGAGCUGGGCAAGGACGCUUGCACCGGUGAUGGUGGUUCACCGCUCGUAUGUGCCCUCGGUGGACGGUGGUAUGUGGCCGGUUUGGUCGCAUGGGGUAUCGGUUGCGGUGCCAAUGGCAUUCCAGGUGUUUACGUUAACGUUGCAUCGUACAUCACGUGGAUCACGAGCACAAUUGCUACCGCUUAG
Anopheles nili is the source of this 1263-nucleotide messenger RNA. RefSeq names its product phenoloxidase-activating factor 2-like. The transcript is spliced from 5 exons. Gene Ontology annotation, biological process: proteolysis. The record is from RefSeq and is a predicted model, not a curated record. NCBI's taxonomy places the organism in Eukaryota, Metazoa, Arthropoda, Insecta, Diptera, Culicidae. Bases 1 to 1263 code for a protein of 420 amino acids. Gene Ontology annotation, molecular function: serine-type endopeptidase activity.